Triticum turgidum subsp. durum (durum wheat) is the source of this 2229-nucleotide messenger RNA. The record is from the annotation of a GenBank genome assembly. NCBI's taxonomy places the organism in Eukaryota, Viridiplantae, Streptophyta, Magnoliopsida, Poales, Poaceae.
AUGCCGCCGCCGCCGGCGACGCUGCCGGACGAGCUCCUCGAGGAGAUCCUCCUCCGCCUCCCGCCGGACGACCCCGGGUGCCUCUUCCGGGCCUCCCUCGUCUGCAAGCCCUGGCGCAGCCGCCUCACCGGCCCCGCCUUCACCCGCCUCUACCGCGAGUUCCACGGGGCGCCUCCCUUGCUGGGGUUCUUCGAGAACGACGAGACGGUACUGUGCUGGUUUUCUCCCUUGCCCCCCACCUCCCCCUUCUUCCCGGUCCACCCCGGCAAGUGUAGUCUCUUCGUGCUCGACUCGCGCCAUGGCCUGGUCCUCUCAAAUACCAUCGGCCCGGACGGCGAACCCCUCUGCCUCAUCGUGUGGGACCCCGUCGGCCACCGCCAGUGGCGGCUGCCCUUGCCGGAUUUCGUGGACUGGCCAACCGUCCCAGACUGCGCGGCGGCGGUGCUCUGCGCCGCCGAUGGCUGCGACCACCUCGACUGCCCUGGCGACCCCUUCCGUGUGGUCUAUGUGGGCACCGAUGACGAUGGCGUCGCGCAAGCUUGCGUCUACUCUUCAGAGUCCCGUGCCUGGAGCCCCGUGACGUCUUGUGAGCACCCUGACUUGCCCCUGCACGUCAUCAGCUCUCGGCCCAAUGCCCUUGUGGGAGAUGCAGUGUAUUUCUUGUGCCAUCAGGAAACGUUCAUCCUGCAGUAUGACUUGUUGAACCAGGAACUAUCAAUGAUUUACUGGCCACCCUUGCCAAAGUGUAAGUGCGACGAGUAUAUCGUUAUGGCCACAGAGGACGGUGAGCUGGGAUGUGCCACCCUGAAGGAGUCCAAGCUCGAACUAUGGUCGAUGGAGGCUGACGCAGGUGGAGCUGUGAAAUGGGUAACACGCAGAGUCGUCGACCUCCAGAACUUGCUACCCUCUCCCCCCAGAUUUUUGGUCUGCUGCGCCAAUGGGGUUCAUGUCUUUUUCGCGAGGACAGAUCUUGGCACCUUCACAGUUGAGCUUAAUUCAGGCCGAGUCAAGAAGGUAUCCAGCAGCAGCGAAGUCAUUCCCUACAUGAGGUUCUACACUCCAGAUCUAGCUCCAUCAACCAUGGCCUCCUCCUCAGAGAACAUUGAGACGGCCCAAGACGAGCACCAUGAUCAACUGUUACCGCACUCAACUGGGGAUGUGGGUGAUGAGAAGGAGAAAUGGGUAGAGAAGGGCGAGGAGGAUUGUGAAUGGGAGGACGGAUGGGAGGAGGAGGCCGAGGAAGAGAAGUGGGAAUGGGAGGGGAAGAAAGCUCUAAAGGAGCUGUUUGACAAGGGGUCCAAGGCGAUUGAGGAGGAGCAAUUCGUUCACGCCAAGCACUGUUUCCAUGAUGUCCUUGAGAGUAGGACGUUAUAUUAUGGGAGGCUUUCUCCAUUGUGUAUUAGCACAUAUUACAAAUAUGGACUUACUUUGCUGUACAAAGCUCGAGCCGAUAUUGCACCGUAUCAAGACUUAGUGAAGGGAGAUGAUACUGGAAUCUCAAUGGCAUCUGGUAGCAAUGUAAAGGAAGGUGAUACUGGAAAAGAUUUGGAUCUGGCCUGGAAAAUGUUCCAUAUUGCUAGAGCAAUAAGUGAAAAUUGCCCUUGGAUGCCUAUGGUUAAAGUUGAUAUAUAUUGUGCUCUUGCUGAAGUUUCUAUGGAAAGAGAAGACAUAGACUACUCACUCCGUGCUAGGUUCAAAGCUUUAGCCAUCUUGGAGCAUUUGGUUGAGCCUGACCAUUGUCGGAUUGUCUUGCUAAACUUCCACAUAUUCCUGGCUUUCACGUCGGCAUCGAAAAUUCGAGACGCGCUCCCAUAUGUUAUAAAGGUUGUGUCAUUGUACAAGUCACGUGUGCGGAAGCUGAGAAAGGCUCUCGAAGAUUUGCUGGCUGUUAAAGGUGAGAAUGCACCUGCUGCUGAAGUUGGCUCAGAAGAGUUGUCACUGGACAAUGAGAUAGAUGUGCUUAAUAAUAUAUUGACUGCACUAGAGAACAAGCUUGAAGACCUGACGCAAGCAACAAUAACCCCAGUCUCGGUGGCAAGUGGAAUGUAUAACAUUGUCUAUGCUGUGCCAAGAGCUGCAUCUCCGACUUUACAAAUUGCUGGAGGAAGUAAUUCUGUGUCUACAGCAGCAACAGUCGAGACUCAGAGUAGUACUGGAAUCGAGCUUGAGACUGCAGGCCAGGGCAUGAAACAAGCUAAUGCCAAGCUGAUCUCUGCUGAACCUUCUUGA